Chironomus riparius is the source of this 1851-nucleotide messenger RNA. NCBI's taxonomy places the organism in Eukaryota, Metazoa, Arthropoda, Insecta, Diptera, Chironomidae. The record is from the annotation of a GenBank genome assembly.
AUUGAAUCUGACUCAAGCUUUUUUUAUUGGAAACUCAUUGCCAAAACAACAAAAACAUUAGGGAAUCAUCCACAAAUGUCGUUAUAGCGAGGUUUAAGUUGAAAAAAGUUGUUUACGCUUAAAGAUUUGAAAAUAGUUGAGAAUUUAUUUAUUCACAAAAAUGAGCUAUAUUAGGCAUUUAAAAGUGCUCCAGCUGAUUAUUCUGACUCAAUUAUGUCUAAUGCAUCAUGUAUCCAGUAAGACCGUAAAUUAUUUAGAGCCAAAUUCAGAAGUUCAUGUGAUACCUGAAGAACGUAGAUUUGGAUAUGCCAUAGAGAAAAUGAAUAUAUUUUGCUAUAAAGGUGCUGAGAAACAGAUAUCUUACCUGCUUAAAACUGUAAUACUCAAUAUAGAUAUUGAGGACGAUGACUUUACGUGCUAUCAUGGAAAUACAGAAAAGGAAGUCAAGGAAGCACACGAGAACCAUAAAUCAAUCUUCUCAUUUAGCAUAUUCUCACAUAGUAAAAAGAGAAGCAUCAAACUUAAUCCAUUCAAUCAAACUUGCAUCGGAAUAUCCACAAGCAAUGAAUAUACAGUCAAUGUCAAGCAAAUUAGACUGGAUCUUACAAAAUGCUGUCUUCUUGUUGCUGGAUUAUUUCUCUUCUUGCUGUCAUCAAAGCUGAGCAAUAAUUCAGCAUUCUUCUACUUGUGUGGCAUUCUGCUUGGCGUUUUUGCUUCCAUUCUUGUACUUAUCUGGUUUAUAAGCAAGUUAAUUCCUAAGAAACCAUUAAUGUACGGAGCAUUAGUCUCUGGAUGGGCUCUAGUUGCUUAUUUCGCUCAGAUGGUUUUCGACAACAUCCAGCCAUUACUUUUUGUAUACCAGAAAUAUGUAGCAAUUUACAUCAUCACAACGAGUGUCAUCAGUUUUGGAGUGUGCUACUAUAUGGGUCCACCAAAAAAUGAUCGAACAAAGAAAUUAAUCAUGUGGGCGCUGCAGCUGUUUGGAUUAGUAUCAAUUUAUUUCUCGAGUGACUUUCUUGAAGCUGUUUUGGCUAUAAUUGGACUAGCUAUUGUUACUUACUACUUCCCAAAAGGCAAAUUUGUGUCUUUUCGUCGCAUUUACAAUCGAUUCUUCCCACCAAAACCGAGACUGCUUACUUCCGAAGAAUUUGAAGAGCUUGGACGUCGUGAAACUGAAAAGGCAUUAAAGGAACUUAGAAAUUAUGUAAAAAGUCCAGAUUGUAAGCAAUGGAAAGUCGUAAUGAAUUUAUCACAGCCAUUGCGAUUUGCAAGCUUUGUAGAAGGUGAUGCACAUAUCACUCAAGAUGAGACUGCAGAACAUGGUCAAAUUUUAAAUGAAUUAAGUACGGAUGAGGAAGAUUCUGACAGCAGUGGAUCAAUUAUUCAAGAAAGUAUUGUCGUGGAUAAAGACUUGAAUGUCAUCCCUAAGUCGAAAUUGCGGGAAAUGCCAAAUUUCAAUAAAGUUCGUGUCCUUAAUAACACAGGAAAAAUCACAACCAGUACGCCUACGUCAAAUGGAAAAGUGAAACGAAAUUUAAGGAACGAUUCGAGAAAAUCGACUAGAAAUGCAACGUACGAGUUAAGUGAUGACGAGGACUGACUUAAAGGUCUGUAAAUUGAUGCGUAAUUGCAAUUUGAGCCACGAAUAUCACAUUAAUAAAUUAUUGAGAUCUCAAAAAAUAUGAAAAUGGUUACAAAUGACUGCAAAUGAUGGUUCUUAGUGCGGGUUGAAAAAAGACAUAAUUUUUACGUAACAAAUUAUGUCACGAGAUUUUUAAAUUGUCGAAUAUGAAAGUUUAUUAAAAAUAUUUUUGACGAUUUUUUCUUCUUUGUUCAAUAAAAAAGGUUGUU